Messenger RNA from Sparassis crispa, 153 nucleotides. RefSeq lists its product as hypothetical. The coding region runs from base 1 to 153 and encodes 50 amino acids. The transcript is spliced from 4 exons. NCBI's taxonomy places the organism in Eukaryota, Fungi, Basidiomycota, Agaricomycetes, Polyporales, Sparassidaceae. The record is from RefSeq and is a predicted model, not a curated record.
AUGAAGCUCACGCUUGCGACCAUAUUUGCUACGAUAUUUUUCGCUGUUCUCUCUUCUGCAAGUCCAAUUCCGCAGGUAGCCCAACGCGAAGCGCUACCAGAAGUUUAUGAGCGGUGUUCUCCGUCAGAAGGUGGAGAUUGUAUUGGGUACUAG